Molecule: messenger RNA, 13141 nt
Organism: Anolis sagrei ordinatus
Lineage: Eukaryota; Metazoa; Chordata; Lepidosauria; Squamata; Anolidae
Gene: LCOR
Product: ligand dependent nuclear receptor corepressor
Biological process (GO): regulation of transcription by RNA polymerase II
Cellular component (GO): nucleus
Molecular function (GO): DNA binding
Source: RefSeq, a predicted model, not a curated record
GGCAGGCGUGCCGGCGGCGGCGGUGGCUGAGGGCCCCUCCUCCAGAAGAUGGCGAGUCCGUGCGGGCGGCAGGAGUGCUCCAUCGAGAGGCGCGGCUUCCGCCACCAGCUUGACUCGUGGCGACACCGGCUGCUGCGCUGUGUGGGAUUUGAAAGUAUUCUAGAAGGGCUGUUUGGAUCCGAAUUACUAAAAGAUCUGAGUUUGUUUAAAGACUUUGAGCCUGAAGGUGUCUCUGAUUGGUCUUUUGAUGAAAAUUGUCUUUUCUGCUGUUUGAGAAGAGAAAAAGUGAAGGAACACUUAGUCAGUCUGGAUGAGCCAGCUUUGGAAGUUGAGCACCAAGCUCUGCUUAAACAAGAGCAAGCAAAGAUCAUUCGGUUUGAGAGGCAAGCGGAAGAAUUCCUCCAUGCAGUCUUUUAUCGAAAAGACAGUCCUCGGGUCUCUGACCCAGACAUUCCCCUAGUGGCCCGCGAGAUCAUGCAGCGGAUGAUCCGACAAUUUGCUGCUGAAUAUACCUCAAAAACUAGCUCUACUCAGGAUUCCAGCUCGCCCAAUAGCACAAAGAACCAAAGCCUGCUGAAAGCAUCUCCGGUGGCCUCAUCCCCUGCGGGUGCAACGACUCAAAACCCUGUGCUCAGCAAACUUCUCAUGGCUGACCAGGACUCGCCCUUGGACCUCACUGUCAGAAAAUCUCAGUUGGAUCCUAGCGAACAAGACGGAGUACUUGAUCUGUCCACUAAGAAAAGCCCUUGUGCAGGCAGCACAUCCUUGAGCCUUUCACCUGGCUGCUCCACUGCUCCUGGGAAUGGUGAGAAUUCAGCAGAUGCAGUAGCAAUAGAUUCUCUUGGCCAGCAGAAAUCUCCAUUGGAAAAAUUUAUGGUCAGACUGUGCGCAUAUCACCAGAAGCAUUUCGUCCGUGUCCUGAAUGACAUAUGCACUGAAGUACAGACUGGUUGUGAGGAGCAGCAGUUACUCGAACCUGAAAAUAUGGAUGCAUCUACUUGUAGCUCUGGCUGUAGCCAGUAUCACACUGAGAACCAGGACAUUGGAAAUUCUUGCUCUGAAUCAAAACUCCCUUUAUCUUUUGACCCAGAGCAGUCGGGGCCUCAUGGCUCCCUGCGCCUACUAUGCCAUGCCCUGAAACAGGCUGUUGAUCUCAAAUCUACUGACAGAAGAGAAAACUGUAGCUCUGUGGUCAGAAGGGAUUUCCCUGAGCUUCCUAACAUCAAAGCAAGUUCUGCAAGUCCCAGAGACAGUCCCACUCAAGGAUACCUCACUGCCUCCAACUCCCAUCACUCUGCUAAAAGCCUAGAAGGACAGACCCCUGGUAGUGAGCAAGAGAUAGGGUCAAGGAAAGGUGAAGAUGACAAAGAACAAAUGCAAAGCAGAGCUUUGCUGGGAAGCUACAUUGCUGUGAAAGCAGCAAAUGUAAACACUAGUGAGGAUAGUCUGGAGUGUCGCGUGAGCUCCCAAAAGAAUGCUUUCAAAGCUUUUCCAGAGGAGAUGCGAGAAUCGGCUUUCACCACAAGUUCCCCCCGCAGAGCUGACAAGGAGAAUGCCUUGCAGUGCAGCUCCAAAGCCCCUUUGCACCAAGAUACUGAAAUAAAUGACCAAGAAAUGAGACAGAAGGUAGAGAACCAUCACCAAACUUCAGGGAAGAGCAAGGGGAGCUACCAUGUACAUCCUGUUGACAAGACCCGUGUGGAGAAUGCCAAAGAUGCUUGGCUGCCCACAAAUUCCAUGCCAGUGGUCCACCACAAAGCUACCAAUGGACACCCUAGGUCCAAGAACAUCUCAGCCUCUUCAAAAAGCACCCGUAAGAGUAAAAGAUCUUCAGGACUCAGAAUAAAUGACUAUGAUAACCAAUGUGAUGUUGUUUAUAUUAGCCAGCCAAUUACAGAAUGCCACUUUGAGAACAGAAGGAUUGUGUCAUCUAGGAAGACAGCACGGAAGAGCACCCGUGGCUACUACUACAAUGGUGAAUGCUGUGAGCUUCCCACGGUUCGCACCUUGGUCAAAGCCUCUCAAAUACAGGAAAGUGGGAGCACCCUGGCACCACGGUCUGAGGUGCUAACAAGCUCUUGUCAAGGAGUCACUCUUUCAGGGUGUAGCUACUUGGCAACAGUCCAAGCUAUAACUGCUGAUGGUGACAAAAAUUCUUCCACUGUCACCCUCUUUCAGGAAGAUCCCUCCAUCAAAAUAUCUCAGGAAACAGUUGAAUCAUGUCCAGCUGAGAGUAUCCCUCCUCUGACCAGUUUGUUGAAGCAGAUAUAUGUUGGUUCUACUGAGGCAUCCACAGUGGAUCUCUCUUUACUUCCUCGUCUUGUUCCGCAUAAAGAAGGCAGCUUGUCUGUAUCUUCCCUUCAGAACACUGUUGUCCCUUCUUCCUUGCAAUUGAGUGAAGGGGAGAUGCAUGAUAAAACUGAUACAGACACUGUACAACAAUCUGCUAGUGACACUGAGCCGUGUAAGAGUAGUGAGCCUAAUGAAAACAGUGAUGGUGCAUUCAAUUCUGAUCUAUUCUCUGUCUCAGAACCUGUUCAUAGUGAAGAAAGUACUCCGUGCUUGGACAAGGUGAUUACCCAAGAAUCUUCCAUUUGUACAGACCAGGAGCCUCCUGUUACCUUGAUGACAUCAGAAGAACAUGAAGAGAAGUUUGACUUUUUACCUCCAUUGGAGGAACCUGCUUCUCCUGCAGAUUUGCCACCAUGCAUGGAACCCCCACCACUCUCUCCUAUAGGGCCACCACUCUCAUCUAUAGAGUCCCAGACAGGACCUCCUACUCAGUUAGUCAGUCUGGAGCCUUCUAGAGCCUCUCCUAGAGAUCUAUCCACUAUAUCAGAGCCUGUGUGCUCUGAGGAAAAUGUUGCUAACUCAAGGGUAGCAUCCCCUGUGGCACUGCUUGAGAGUGUGACCCAUACUAUUGACCCAGAGCCUUCAGAGACUCUUCCCAUAGAAUCUGCAAUGGUUUUACCAGACAAGGUGGAUUCAGAAAUCCCUCAAUCUCUUUCUGACUUAGAUGCAACAGAGGACCCAGCCAAUUUGCUGUGUGCUAAUGCACAUGAAAACAUUAACACUGAAACCAAUACCGAAGGUUCUCAGGGUUUGGAGGAAGGCCUAGAGGAGGAAAACCUCACUGGGAAAUGUGAACCAGUGUUGCCUGUUUCAGACACCAGUGACAGUUGGAGUGAAAAGACUGUAAAAGAAGCAUGUACGAUUAGUAAGCCAGCUGAGGAAGGAGUAGUUGAGAGCAGCACUGCAUCAACAUUCAAAAUAUCAAAAAUGUGCAACAAAGAGGAGGCUUCGCCCCAACCAAACGUAGACAAAAAACGAAAGAGGGAGAAAAAACUUCAAGUUGCAUCUGAUCGCUGUCUUCGAAGCCAGCAAUCGCUGUUGCCUGAGGGUGACAGUACUGAGCAGUCCAGUUCUUCCAACUCUCUACAGCUUCCUCAAUUACAGAUUAAGCUUUCUAAAAAUCCUGGCACUAAGCGCUUUAAGAGAGAAGUUCAUCUUGAUGGGGCAGCAUCUGUGUGUGUUCCAAGUGAUGGAAUCCAUAAAACACUGCUCAAUGACAUCACAAGCACUGAGAAGCCACCGACAGGUGGGGAAAGUGACAUCACAACAGGGGAGACCCAUAAAACAUUAUUGACAAUAGAGGAAGGUCAGGAUGAAGAAGGUAAUAAAAGUAAGCCAGGAGCAAUGCUUGAAAUCUGUUUAGAGGCAAGUUCUGAUAAGAGAAGUGUUCAUGUCCCCAUAGGAACCUCUGAUAAAAGAGAAAGGGAAACAAAUUUGAAGCCAGAAGUUCCAGAGAACUCUGAAAGUACUAUGGAUACUACAAAGACAUUGCACACCCAGUGUGAGACUAGCAAUCCCCUAUGUCCUGGGAACAGGAGUGGAAGUAAAAAUGCAACAUCAGAGAAGGCAGUCAAAUACAAGAAGCCAGCCCUCCAGUUUUAUAACUUGCGACACAGCCCUGCGCCAAUUCAUGUGGCCACUGCUUCCAAAAACAUGCCAGAGAAGGAAACUACACAAGAAAAAUCUGAUACUGUAGACAUACAAAGUGCAGGAAAUGAAGACACCAUUGACUUUAGUGAUGUAGAGAUGCUAUCUGACAACAAACCCAGCUUUGUAGACUGGUGCGCUGAAGACGAGAACCAAGAACUUAUCACUAACUUUAAUACCCAAUACAUGAAAACCCAGAAAGGGUGGAUUCAGUUGGAAAAGGAGGCCCAGCCAGCUCCAAAGGUCAAGAAUAAGGCUGACAAGCUUAAAGAGAUUUGGAAAAGCAAAAAGAGGACUCGGAAGUUCAAAGGAGCUACUGAAGUCCAGAAGCUCUCACCUGUUCAAAUGUUGUUCAUGAAAGCGUUUGACUUAUCUAAUAUCUGUAAAUGGUUUAUGGAGACAACUGAAACCAAGUCUCUGGUCAUUGUGAAGAAGAUGAAUACCCGUCUCCCAGGAGACAUGCCCCCCAUCAAGCUUCCACUCCAAAAGGGCUGCUCUUCCUAUCCCAGCUCACUUCAAGCUGAGCGUCUAAAGAAACACCUGAAGAAGUUUGCAGCCAUGACGCCAGCAAAAAAUACCAUAAAGACUCAGAGGUUGUUGGCUAAGCUUCGAGAGAACACUGAGGAAAUUGAGGAAGAGCAAGAUGCCAGUCCAAAGCAGACACCCUCUUCUGAAAUAAAUUUGGAGAAUGAGAUCCAAGCUAAAACAGCCCAAUCCCCAGUUAGUGCACCAGUGCAGACCAGCUCACGGAUUUUAAGAAAAUACUCCAACUUGCGUGGCAAACUUCAUGGCUUCCACAAAACUGUCAAACGGGAGAAGAAUGACUGUGUGUCAAAGCAUCCGUCAAAUGAAAGCAAGGCAAACAGCAAGAGCUUGAGCAUUAAGCCUCUGAUGUCUCCAAAACUGGCUCAGCAGGUCAAAGCCUCUUCACUCCCUACUAAAUCUAAUCUGGCUGAAAAAGGAAAAAAGGUGAGAAAGGGGAAAGACAGAUCACAGGAAGUCACUCUCUCUAAAGGCAACUUUCAGCAAAGCAAAAAGAAGGCACUGAAUGAAAGCAGCAAGCCCCAGAGCUCUUCAAGCAAAGAAAGUAUCCCUCUUAAGAAAGGUAGUAAAUUGAAGCAUGUGGAAUCACCUACGACUAAGAGGCAGCCAGCUAUGAAGAAGAAUAGUAAACUUGCAUCUCAGAAUGAGAAGACAAAAAAGCUGAUUGAUUUGCGACCUGGAAAAGGGAAGUCUACCACCCAGAAGGCAAAAGUGAAUAGCAGUCAAAAGGUCACUCCCCAGUCUUCCAGACCAGAAGGGCCUGCUAAACCCUUAAAGCAGAAAGUGGGGCAGGACUCCUCCAGCCGGUCUCAAAAAGCAUCUACAAAAAAGGCAGCCAAGGGCAAAACUCUCACUAAGCCAGUGAAACAAACGCAGGAGAACAGCAAAGGCCAGAGUAAGAAGAAGCUGAGAGCAACAAAAGACUCUCCGCCCAGCAAACGUAGACGGAUGGAUGCAAAGUAAUAGGCUUGGGUUGGAUGGGAGAUCAGAUGUAGAAACCCUUCCUCGAGCAUUAAGGAAUCAGUUUAUGAACAUGGGAGUUAGCUGGAAGCUGUCCCUCCCUCACUGAUUCUGAGAUGUUCCCUAGCUGUACUGCAGCCAGACAACAGCCUUCUCUGUUGCUGAGAAGGGAAGUUACUGCUUCUGAAAGUUCCUAGCAUUACACUGGGAACCAGGCAGUUUCAGUUUAAAGUACAGUGCCUUAUUUAUCCCCUUAGGAAAUGAAUAAAUUAGUCUGUAUGAUUUAAAGGCUGGCAGUUUAUAGUUAAUGCACAAGCACUUGUACUGUCAUGGAAAGAGAACCACCUUUCAUGCACAUCCCAUAGACGGUGAAAGCCUGUCUGUUGGGGUUCAUGCAGGAGCAUUUUCUUCCUUUGAAGCAAUGAAGUAUCAUGGCACUGCUUAGUCUGAGGAAAGGAUUAUAAAACCUAAAUGGUUUUCAUACUUCAAUGCUAUUUUUUACUCAGAGAGGUCAUAUUGGUGUAUUUUAUUAAGAUGUUCACAAUUGUCCAUAUUAUGUCAUUUUUGAAUAGAGAGUUUGGCUAUUACCUAACAUGACUCUUGUGUCACAAAGAUAAUAUUUCAGCACCAUCUUCAAAAAUGGCAACAUGCCUGGCAAACUUUGCUUGCUUGGUUAGAGAAUAUUGCCUACCACCUGCCCAUUCCCUGCCACUUUUGACGUUUCCUAAAGACCUGUAUUUUAAAGAACAAUUUGAUUGCAUUUCAGAAUGGUUAUAGUUCUUCCUGUUUUAUUCUGAGACUCAUUUAUGAAUAACCUUGAAAGAUGGGUGGAUAUCUCAGCAUGAAAUAGAUGAGUGUAUAGCUGUUUGGUUGCAUCUUAACAUGUGGGUCCCAAGAUAGAACACAUGUAAAGAGUAAUGUUGGAAGGUGCACAUAGAGGCCCUUUUCUGCUGUAGGCCUCUUUGCUUUACUUUUCUAUGGAGUCAUUGCAAAUCCUUUUUACAUACUCAUACUUUUUAAAAACAAGAAUGGAGCAAUGCUGCCAGUAAAGAAGAUAAUAUUGGAAAUAUCUGAUGCUUUUCUAAGCGGAGUUGGAUUGCAGCUUAAGUUGAAGCAGAUUCUUGUUCUGAGGAGCUGUAAAGUCCAACUCUCUAAAUACUCCUAUGUGUUUCACCUAUUUUUGUCCUCACCUUCCGAGUUGAAUUAUGUAAAGCUCAAGAAGUCAUCUCUCAUCACACAAGAUACUACUGUGAAAGCCUGUUAGAAAGCAAACAGUCCCUUUCCAGUGCAAACAUUCAUUUUGGAUCCAAGAAAAGGAAAGCAGCAUUUUCUCAGAGGAAACUUCCUGUCCAGUACGCUUUGUGCUACCAAUGUGUUAGUUGACUGUGGUUGCUUCCGCUCUACGUAAUGCUGCAGAUAAGAAACAAAAUCCAGCCUUUUAUUUAUUUCUCUAGUUUCUCUUUAAGCCACAACUAAGGCUAAGCUAUUUGCUUAGAAACUUGUGCAAACUUCCAUGUCUUAGCUGUAUGUGGCACCCAAGAGCUUCCUGUGAAGGCCUUCGAAUUGCUUGACCUUUUAGAAUAUCUCUCCGUGGAUACCAUCUGAGAUCAACGUACUCAAACACAUCUUUUACACAUUUUUAUAUUAACUGGCUUGAGCCGGUCUUUUCAGUUGGUGAAGAAUAUAUUGAAUAAAAGGAAAACAAACUCUUCAGGGAGAAGAAUGAAGAAGGUUUACGUGUGAGAAGAUUGAAUUUUUUUUUAAGGAGGGAGGUUGCAUUAGCCUUGGCACUCCUAUACCAAAGCUCAUUACUGCAGGCAGAAAAUGGAUAACUAGCUGUGUAGAUUUUUUUCACUGAUCAAAGAGACUGGAAUUUGACUUUGGAAAAUGCAAAACCCUCCUGCUCACUCAAGGCUGUGGAUUGAGAGGGUGCACUAAAGCUAUAAGACACAUCAGGGUGGACUCUUUUUUAUGAAAUAUUUUUAAAUCAUUGAUUUUUAACACCUCUCGUUUCAUUUAAACCAUGCUGUAUAAAAUUAAUUGUUGUAAGCAUUAAGUCAGACUUGGCAUUCUCUUUAAAGGGCGAUACAGAUGUGUGUGAUUGUUUUUUGAACUGUGGAUAACAAGUGUGUUAGACAUUCCACCAGGAGUAUUAAAAGGUAUUUAAGGAAGUGUGUGAACUUGUGUGAGAGAGAAUGAAGGGCAAGCUUGUCAAAUGUUCAUGUCUCCUUUUUCUAACUUUCUAUUUCUGCAUCCAUAGAGAUGUGUAAAUCUUUCUGCUCCCUCUACCCAGGGCUGCUUCCUAACACUAUGCUGGGUGGUUGGGGCACCUUGUGGUACUUUCAGCUAGUGAUUUUGAUCCAAACGCUUCCUAAUAAAACCUUUCUUCCACUUUUGUCUGUCCCAUUUCUUGUGUGGCCUAUAUUCUAAAAUAAUUAUUUUGUAAGACUUGUUUAAUAUGCCAUAUUUAUCUCUAUUUUCAGUAACCUGCUUGAUAGGCAAGUUGCCUAUGAGAAGUUGGAAUAUACUUACAAAGUUUUGCUCAGGUCCUGAGACAGUAGCUAGUAUCACCAGUUUUGGUCCAUCUGUGUGGAAGGCAUGAUAAAAGGAAUAGGUCAGCUGCAGGCCCAUUUAAGUAAAGAAAUCUAGCCAAUGUUGCUAUACUGCGUUCUUUUUGGAACAUGUAUGGUUUUCUUUUGUGCCAUGCAGCCUGUCUAGCUUCUUCUUAGAUGAAGAGUUGGUAAUCUCUGGACCAAUAGAGACUUCUCACAUCCCUCCUUGUAGAAGAAGUAGGUCUUUCGUGAAAUAAAAGAACUUAGUUAUAUGGUUUAGACUUUGUAAUGUUAUAAAUUUCUUCCAAUUCUUGUUCUGGAGAAGUAAAGCAGGAAUACGAUGUCUGGGGACAACAAAUGUACUCUGAUAAUAUUCCCCUUUAGUGUGUUGGAAAGAAAAGAUUUGGUUCACAGGUCCUCUGUUCACAAUUAUCUUUAUGCUCUAACCAGUGUGCUUGGUGAGGAAUCUGCUGCCAGGUCUACAAAUGUAGCCAAGUCAGGGUUGAUUAGAUCUUUUGGCUUCCAUGUUGGGGCACUCCAGGAAAAAUGUGGAUGACCUUACUUAUUGGAGAAGACUUCACUCAGAACCAUUUCCCCUUCUUCAGACUGUAGUUCAUAAUUGUUCUCACCCUUCCUUUUAUUGUUCCUACUUUGUUUUUAAGAGGAAUCCUUUUCUGCCUUGGUAGAAGAAUCUUGGCCUGCUUUCUUGAAGAUUGCUUUGCUGUAAACCUUUCCCAGAUCUUAUACACCAAAUGAAUAAUUUCAGCCUUUUUCUUGCUGUGGGAUUCUUUUUCUAAAUUUUCCCUGUUGCCUACAUUCUGUGCUUUUUUGUACAAAUUAUAGUUGAUCGGUCUAACUCUCCAUGCCAGUUGAGAUCAUCUGAACCUUCUUCCCAUAAAGAGUGCUUCCAUUUCUCAUGCUUCCAUUUUUCUCCAGUUGCCAUAUUUACAGUCAAGCUCUUGAUGCUUUUUGCCCUGUUAUUGUGCAUUUUGUUGCUUUCAAUUCUUUCUAAUGAAAGUUGCCUUAUCUUUUAUUUCUGGAGCAGCCUCCACCUGCACGCAGUGUCAAAAGAAAUGCUGUGCUUCUACAUAUAUGUUCACAACAUGCACAAACAAUAUCUGUGUGAACUGUUACUCUGAACUCUGCGUGCUGGGUAGCUGAUGCUACUCUGAAUAUUUUAUUUAAAGCUCUCUUCUUUCUUGCCAAAUUUGGUGCCGGCAUACAUAUUUUUUGAUGUGGUUAAAAUAGUUUUGUUUCUCUUUCAAGUUUCUCUUUAUUUGGAAUAUGUUAGCCAACAAGGCUGUUACAAAGGCUGUUCAUUAAGCAUUUAUGAUUGUGUGUAGGGACUUCCUGGCCAAGUUUUCCUAAUCACAUAAAUGUUUUCUUAGGUCCUUGGCUUCUUAUGAUAAGGAUCCUACUUCUGUUUACCUCUUCAAAGGACAUAGUCAUUAAAUUGUCUCAUUUUCUUUAAUUAAUAACCAGGCGUUUAAAAAUACCUGAACUUUGGUUCUCUCAGUACCUAUAGUACAAUUCUGAUAGGAUGUGAGCAAUGCCCAGAUGACCAUGUUUGUAACCAUUAAGAAACACAGCUGAUCAGCAAGGAAUUAUUGAGCCAAAGGGAAAUAAAAUAGAGGCUGUUUAUUAAAUUUGUGGUUGUCUCUUACAUUUUACUAUAAAUAGAACUAUCUACUUAAUGUCAUCUGUUCCCCUAGUUGCCGCAUGCUCACCAAACAGAAGCAAACAGUCAGAAAUCUAUAAACAAUUGGCUGCAGACCUGUGUCCCACUAACCUAUAACACCCACCUCUGUCCUUACUUGGUAUCCUUGCUUAAAUCUGUUUCUGUCCCCAUACAGUUGGUCUGCCUGCCUUUUCUGUGGGAGUGAGAAUGGAGCAGUCUGGGCCCCUAGCCUGGAAGGUCCUAUUCAUUAUCCCAGUUUGUUUCCUCAAAGAACUCAAUGUCAAAUUUCUUUAGGCCGCUUGGCACACCCUUGUCUUGCUGCACAGAAAUAAUGUCCUGUGUCUCCUCAUUUUGGCACUGAUAAUCAGGGCUAAACAAAAGGUUGCAAGUUUUUCACAUAUUGUAGUAUAUACUUUCCUGUUGCUCUGUUGUCAUGUAUUUUCUUUCGUGUCUAUGUAUUUAGCUAUGUAGUUGUCAAAAAACCCCAUUUAUCCAUUUGAAAAUGAUCUCAGGAGUUUUCAUUCACAUUGAGAGGAAGGUCUUACAGAUUCUUUUUUGAAUUGUCACUCCAAAUCAUUCUCACAUAAUAGUGAAAAUGAAUUGAGUCUGAAUGUUUUUGUUACUUGUGUGUGACCUGUUACCUUACGUGGGUCUUUUACACUGCCCUGCUAUCAAGUGUCUUCUGAGAAUCUGCUUUUUGUGUAUUACUUUCAAAUGCAAUAUGAAUAUAUGCGUAUAUGUAUAUGUGUCUAUAAAUAUAUAUAUGAAUAGUAGUUGCUAUGUUAACAUAGCAUCCAGCUAGCAGUUGAAAUGCAUUCCUAGGUGCAGGGUAAAUGCUGUCUUCUCUCCCCAGGCAGUCACAGAAAUAGAAAAAAUACUAUUGUAAAUAUUUUUAUAAUAUUUAUUUCCUGUACUUUGUGCUAAUGAAUCUUGGUUUGUAAUAUAAUAGCAUGGAAUAGAGAAUGUUUCUUGCUCCAUCCAGGUAUAAUUGGACACAGGGAAAAAGACUGACAACUGGUCUUGAAUUUAUGCUGCAAAAUCAAGGUCCUAGUUCUGAGAUGGUAAAUCUGUUUGAAUUAUAACACUUCAGGUUUAUGCAACUGUGUAUUCCUUUACUCUUUGUCUGUGUGUGUUUAUGUGUCUAAAUAUAGAAUACAAAUAUUGAAAAUAACUACUGUAGUCCCGCCUGCCUGAUAUGCUAGAUUUCUGUAUGCAAACAAUGGUUGAGAUUCUACAUAGGGUGAUAAACCAUGAAGUUCCAGGCAGGUGAAACACAGCUCCUCCUCUCUUCUUUCCUUUCUGGAGUCAUAUGUUGACUAUGCCCCAGCUCCCAUCUGCCACCAUUUACUGGCUGGUGAAGGACUGUGAGUGGCAGAGAAAAAUCUCAGUAUGUACAAUAACAAAGGCAUCAUCUGGAAUCUCGUAGGAGUCCUCCAGAAGUCAUGGAAGAACAUGAUUUAUAUAUUUUGGAAUACAGAGACCUAGCAAGAUGUUUCUCUGCCAUAACAGACACCCCACUCCCACACACAAUGUCCAUCAGCCAACAUAUGGUCAUGUUGAGGGAAGCUUCAGAGAACAAGUUAGUUUUGAGGGCAUGGUGGUGGGCUUUCAUCUACAGUCUGAAGUCAAGACAGCACAGACAUGGAUUUACCAUCUCAGAGCUAUAUCUCAGUGGAGUAAAAACAUUACAUGCUCCCCCCUCCUUCACCUUUUUUUUUUUUUUUUACUAUGGAAAUAAGUUGAAAUUCUGAGCAGCCACAGUUUUGGGUAAUCUGCCUCAUCAUGGGCACAUUUGGACACAGUACAAGUGAGCAAUAAGAUUCUUAGUGAUAAUGUUUUCACUGCUAAAGCAGUAUCAAAGUACUGAUAAGGAUGGUUGUAUGUGUGUGUGUCUUUGUGUGCAUUUCUCUUCAGUAGUUCUGCCACAGCAUCUCCAUAUUUAUGCACCAUUGCAAAAAGUAGUUUCUAAGUCUUCCCUGGUGUAUUCAUUGGACUCAUGGACUCUGUGAUACUAUGCCUAUGCUGGGCAUACUAUGAGGGCAGUGCCAGUAAGAUAAAGAAGAAAUAUCAUGGUGCCUUCUCUGCCUUUUGCAGCUGGACUGUCAUAAUUUCUUGUGUUGUGUGAUCACCCACUUACUGUGUCCAUUGUUUUUAGAAGAUUAGGCUAAUCCUUCACCACACCCUAAAUUCCCAAUUGCUAGGCAACAAAGUUGUUUCACUUUUCUUUGGGUUCUCUCUGAAUUUACCUUUGUCUUUGGGAUUAUUAAUAUCCACCUGUUUGUUCCCUUUUGACAUAUCCUAGGUCGUGUUCUGCAAUUUAGGGGGUCAUUGUCUUCUACUUAGAUCUCCUUGCCUUUUUUGGCUUAAGGUGGAAAAGUGUGGAAGUUUCUAAUGUCUUUUCUCUUUACAUAGAUCAUUCAGAGCCCUUUUCCUCUGUUUUCUACCAAAAACAAUUGAGAACCCCAUCUGAUGAGAUUAUGUGAUUUCUAACCAUUCCUCCUCUACCUGCAUCCUCUCUUGCCAAUCAAAUAACUCAGGCCUGAAUUUCCGAUAAAAGUAUCAAAUGCUGUUAAAGAAGAGUGUUGGUUGUAGUUGUGAUUUUCUGUAACCAGCUCUUUUCACAAGGGCCUUUGGGUGAACAUCUUGAGCAGUUUACAACCUCAAUUAAUGUGGUGCAUAGAAUGAACCCAUAGAUGUGUCAUUUCCUUUUAGCUUGGUUGUUCCUAGGGGUUUCCUGCAUUGUUAUUGUCUUCUUCACUUGGCGUUCUUCACAGCUAAGGACUCUUUCUCUAAGAGUCCUAGCUAACAUCUGAAGAACCAAGUGUUGAGCAUACUUCUCCUUCGCUCCCACCAGCUCUCCAACCAGUCUGAUUCUCUGUAAGUCUUCCAAAUCUAGUGUGCAAUCAAAUACAAUGACAAGGGCACCUGGAAAGUUUCAAUUCUAUUAAUUUUCUUUUCUUUUCAGGGCACUAAGAAAUGCUGUGAUUUUAGAAAAAGAAUAUGUCUGCUGUGAAUUGUUGAUAAAUGUGUAAUUAGAUCAUGUUCUAUAUACCUCGUCCAAAUUACAUCAGAAAAUGUACUUUAAAAAUACAGGUUAUAUUCAGUUAUUUCCUAGUCAUUCAGCCUACUUACCUACAAUAGCUAGACUAUUUUGACAUCAGAUUUUACCAAAAUUUUGAUUACUUAUAUGAUAGUAUCACGUUUGGAGUGUGUUUGGUGUGUGUUAUUUUCUUGACUUAACCUUUGGAAGAUUGUGUGUUCUUCUUACUGAUCUCUGGGCCCCAUCUGAAAUUUAGACUUUGUCUUCUGCUUCUGGAAUCCGCCCCCCCCCCCUUUAUGCUUUGUUAUGUACAUUGUGUGCUCUAAGGGUCCUUGCUUUAUUGCGGCUUAUUAAACACUUUUAUAUCAA